Scleropages formosus (Asian bonytongue) is the source of this 2043-nucleotide messenger RNA. Its product is annotated as zinc finger protein 16-like. Gene Ontology annotation, biological process: regulation of gene expression. NCBI's taxonomy places the organism in Eukaryota, Metazoa, Chordata, Actinopteri, Osteoglossiformes, Osteoglossidae. The coding region runs from base 82 to 1761 and encodes 559 amino acids. The transcript is spliced from 4 exons. The record is from RefSeq and is a predicted model, not a curated record. Gene Ontology annotation, cellular component: nucleus.
GAUCAAUACAGCGAGAGUCCUUGCACACAAGGAUCAGCGCGUCUUUGGCUGUGCUGGAAUAGCACAAACAGCGGAGGAACAAUGUCAGAAAAUACAAUGGGCUUCCAGUCGCAACUCGCGGCUCUAAUGGAAAUGUUGGUGAAAGCAGUAGUGUGCGAGACGACCAAACUUUUCGAGUCGGGAGUCCUCCAGUUGAGGGUGGAAAUGGCGAACGUGAGGCAGGAGAACGAAGAGCUGAAGGCGCGGCUGCGGCGCUCGGGGGAAGCGGACAGGCACAGCAUCGCACAGAGAAAGAUCUCAGAUCCAGACACAGACGAGAGUAGCAACCCAGCGGUUCAGCUCACCGGGUCUGAGGCAGUUGAUGUCGUCAAGAUGAGCCCCAUCGUGACUCUGAAGGAGGAAAACUCUGCAGUGGAUUUGAGCUUGGUCAAACACGAGGAUCUUGACACUGAGGAGUGUGGGACUGAGGUCAGCAAGGAGAAACCCAAGGAGAUGUUUUCCAUUCAUGAUGUGUCUAAGGAAACAGCUGUAAAGAAAAAUGAAAUGCACAACAGCACUUGUGAUGAUAGAGACGACUUACCUUGUGAUGUGCAAGCUGCUCACGUAGAAGAUAUCAAGGAAGUUAUAAAACAGGAUGAAGCUUGCGAGGAUUUAAUAGACAGAAGCAAUUGCAUAAAGGGGACAGAUGCUCUUUACAGCACAGGAAGAGGAUCUGUCAGCAGGAAAAUAUUAGAGAAUAAGCAGGAAAUUCAGAAUUGUAAUCAUUUUAAGACUGACCACUUUGCCAACAAUUGCAGCAAAGAUGGGGUGUCCUGGCAGUGGGCCGUGUGUAAUGAGGACGACAGUCGAACAGUUGUUGAUGGGCCUUCCUUACCUUGGGCUACAGUGCAGGAUACAGAAACGCAGCACGCAUCCUACAUGGAAGAGGACGCCGAGUGCACCUCUGCAAGAACCCCUUCGAGAUCCUGCUGCAUUAAAAAUGUCUUUUUGGAUGUUGGCCAUGGGACUCAAAAGACUGAGCCUCUUGUGGAGGUAAUGGAUAAAAUGGACUCCGUUGAGCCAAGACGUGACCAGAUUGAUGGCCAUGAAUGUCAUGAGUGUUUAGAUAGAAAUAAUUGCUCUGGAGAAAUACCAAGUGUGCCUCCCCGGGAAAGGCCACAGCUACCGGCAGACAUGUUACCUUGUCAGUGUAGGCAGUGUGGCAGGAUCCUGAGUUCGAGUGCAGCCCUUGAAGCCCACCAAAGCGUUCACACCGGAGAGAGACCGUACUCCUGCUACAGCUGUGGGAAAACGUUCCCCAGCUUGCGAGGACUCAACAGACACAGCCAAGUGCACACAGGAGAGGGGCAGUACCUGUGUUCACAGUGCGGGAAGAGUUUCGUUUAUCAGUUCAGUCUCACAAAACAUCAGCUGAUACACUCAGGGGAGAAGGCACACGCUUGCAAACACUGCGACAAGAGCUUCAUCUUUAAGUCAGACCUGACCACGCAUAUGCGUAAACACACAGGAGAGACGCCGUACAGCUGCAGCAUCUGUGGGAAAAAAUUCAAGCACAGAAAAACGCUAAACGUGCAUGUGCAAGGCCACAUGGGAGAGAAACGGCACACCUGCACACAGUGCGGGAAGAGAUUUUUGGACCUGGGCAAUUUCAAAAGGCAUAAGCGCAUUCACACUGGUGAGAAGCCCUAUAGCUGCCAGCUGUGUGGUAAGAGCUUCACGCAGUCGGCACACCUGAAGAAGCACUCACUCACACACAGGUAACGGUGUGUGGGGGGGGUUUUUUUUUCUUCUUCUCCUCUUCUCGACAUUUGGUGUUAAGUGGCCCAAAAAAGCCUUACAGCCACAUUCGUAAGAGAUGUUUACAGGGACAAGCGGGGUGUGUGUGUGUGUGUGUGUGUGUGUGUGUGUGUGUGUGUGUGUGUGUGUGUGUCUUUACAGUUAGUCAUUGUGUUAGGUGUGUAUGUUUUCAUUUCUAGAAGCUUAUUGCUUUCUGCACUCAUUACAUUGGUAGCAUACCAUAGAAUGUAUAAUAAAGGAUUAAAA